UGCCAUCUCCAUACCUAGUACAUCAUAGCCUGUCACUUUGAGACAACGCAACCUUGGAACGCAAAGGUACAGACCCUGCCAGACCACUAUGCCAGACCCCCUCCAACAACAACAACAACACACACUUCAAAGCCAAUCUCCCUACCCUGCCCUAGGUACCUUGCCCUACCUACCUCAUCUCACCUCACCUUGCCACCUCCUAGCACGCCUCCCUCUCAGCUCAAGCUUCAACUCCCAGCUCCAUCAGCUUCCCCAGCUUCAAACCUCGACAAUCGUAUCUUCUAGUUUACUGAGUAUCGUAGUUCCACCGUCUUUGCUCCAGACCCUUACGUCCGCCUGCCUGUUUACACUAGCUUCUUGCUCAACUCGUGCAUCUUGCCUGGUCCCAUCUGGCUCCCAUCACUCGACGACUUCGAUCCCAUCGUCCGUCUUGCCUCUGCUUGCACUUCGCUGCCAUUUCGCUGGCCCGUCAUUACCAGUACGUCUGGAGACACAUCCUUCUUUCCCAAUCACAUCUUCUGGCACGUGUCGGGAGCUCCUGUGUAUUACCUUCCCGCGGAUGCCACAUGAUAGUCAACCCCCCCCACACACAACCCGAUCCUGGCUGUGUCCCCCAUGCUUGGGCCAGAGUGUUAAUUUGAAUGCUAUAUGUAGACUAGGAGAAGUCCGGGAACCGAGCAUCGGAAGUGAGAGAAACAGAAAGUAAAACCAAAUCUUGGGGACGAUAUCACAGCUCUAGAAGUCGAACUCUCGUUCCUCCCGCUCUAUUGCUCCACGCGUUUGCACUUGCACCGGCUGUUCUUUCCACGCAGUGUGUGUUUUAUCCGUGUCGAUAUUGCAGUACCAUUUUGGGUCAGCUGGGCUUUCCGUUGAAAACAGCGUGUCUGUGUUCGUGCCCGCAUCGACGAGCGAUAUGUGAUGGGUA
Xylaria bambusicola is the source of this 925-nucleotide messenger RNA. RefSeq lists its product as uncharacterized. The transcript has a single exon. Lineage: Eukaryota; Fungi; Ascomycota; Sordariomycetes; Xylariales; Xylariaceae. The record is from RefSeq and is a predicted model, not a curated record. Bases 89 to 706 code for a protein of 205 amino acids.